AUGGACCACCGUGGGGGAGACCCGCCCGACCUCAUACCCGCCUCGUAUCAAAAGUUCCACCAGCCUUACUUCACCCCGAAAGAGGUCGAAAUGCUGUCGGAGCGACAGCGAGGAAAGCUCUCGAUCGCCCAAGAGGAGCGCGCGAGGCAGGACGCGUGCAGGUUCAUCGAGGCCAUUGGGCUGGAGAUUGGCUUCCCCAGGAAGACCAUUGCCACUGCACAGAAUCUCUACCACAGAUUCCACCUCUUCUUCCCCCGUCACAUGAAAGACAUCCAGUACUAUGACGUUUGUCUGGCGGUACUACUGGUGUCAUGCAAGAUACACGACACGCUGAAGAAAACCCGGGACCUCCUCCUAGCCGCGCACGGAGUACGAAAUCCGGACAGGGCAGCUAGAGCGAAAGCCAUGGGAGGUGAAAUUGACGUUGAUCCUAUGGAAUUGGAUGGGAAUAGGCAACGUCUACUCGCAGUCGAACGGCUAGUCGUCGAGACUAUAUGCUAUAACUUCAAUACUCGAGUACCAUUUUCAUACAUUAUCAAAAUGGCAAGAGGUAUAUCAACUCCGAAGAGACUGGCGAAACUAGCAUAUCGUCUUGCCGUUGACAGUUUCCGCACCCUUAUCAACCUCUCCUACCCCCCACACACCGUCGCCCUUGGCUGCAUUUACCUCGCCAGCCUCCUCGACUCCUUCGAACACGAAGACGAGCGCGACUCCAGCUCUUCGCACCGUCUCGCCUAUGAUCUCGUCGACAGCAAUUGGCCGCGCAGUUACCAAGUCCACAUCGGCGACAUCGAGGAAAUUGCUCACGGCCUCAUCGAUCUGCUCAUCGCCACCGCUCAGGCAUACUCGCAACAAUACCCCGGGACGGCGAACCCAAGCGCGAACACCUCCCCGCACACGCCGUCGUCGCCAUCCCCUCACAUCGCCGUGUCCGGGCGCGCCCCGCCUCCAGCCGCGGUGGCCCCGCCUGUGCCGUGGAAGGUGGAUUUUCUGAUGCGGCUGAAGAUACAUAUGCGAGAGACGGAACAUCAAGGGAGGUUGAGGGAGAGUUCGGCGGGAGACCUGAGCUCGAACCUGAUAGGGACCCACGACAAGCCGGUGCGGUUCAUGUUCGCGCCGCAGGUGUGGAUGGACGACCCUUGA
Epithele typhae is the source of this 1143-nucleotide messenger RNA. RefSeq names its product cyclin-like protein. Bases 1 to 1143 code for a protein of 380 amino acids. The record is from RefSeq and is a predicted model, not a curated record. NCBI's taxonomy places the organism in Eukaryota, Fungi, Basidiomycota, Agaricomycetes, Polyporales, Epitheliaceae. Gene Ontology annotation, biological process: positive regulation of DNA-templated transcription, elongation; regulation of transcription by RNA polymerase II. Gene Ontology annotation, molecular function: cyclin-dependent protein serine/threonine kinase activator activity. The transcript is spliced from 6 exons. Gene Ontology annotation, cellular component: cyclin/CDK positive transcription elongation factor complex; nucleus.